CGUGUGUGUGUGGUUUGUGUGUGUGUGGUUUUUGCGGUAGAGCUGUCAUGUCGCUGCAGUUUACAGAUGUGGAGUUUCAGAGCGCGUGGAGGGAGCUGGAUGAGCCGCAGCUGGAGGGAGGAUGGGAGCUUUUCACCGAGACCAUGGGAGUGAAAAUCUACCGGCUUUAUGACAAGGAAACUGGGCUUUAUGAGUACAAAGUCUUUGGUGUGCUUAACACCUGCACCCCAGAGCUGUGCGCAGAUGUCUACAUGGACCUGAUGUAUCGGAAGAAAUGGGAUGGAUAUGUGAAAGAGCUCUAUGAGAAAGACUUCAGUGGACAGAAUGCGAUCUACUGGGAAGUGAUUUACCCAUUCCCUCUGUCAAACAGAGAUUAUGUGUACGUCAGGGAGCGCAGGGAUCUGGAGAUGGACGGCAGGAAGAUCUCGGUGAUCCUGGCCAGAAGUUCUCCAGAGACGACGUGCAAAGAGAAGAAAGGAGUCCUGCGAGUCAAAGACUACAAGCAGAGCGUCGCCAUGGAGAGCGAUGGAGCCGGUGGAACUAAAGUUUUCCUAAACUACUUCGACAACCCCGGGGGGAUGAUCCCUACCUGGCUGGUGAACUGGGCAGCUAAGACUGGAGUUCCAGGUUUCUUAACAAACAUGCAAAAGGCCUGCAGCAACUACAGCCAGUACUGCCAGGGGAAAUGAGCAGAGCUGACAGGACGCUGGAACAUGCACAAGGGCUUGAUUUAGUUUUCCUUGUCUUAUGUUUGGCAGGUAUUUUAAUGUUGAAUGAUUAAAUGUGACCUUUCUUUAUGGGGUAAAUGUGACACUGUGUGGGCUGCUACUCAUCCUUGUAGCAUGUUGUGGACUCUUGACUCAGGCAUGAUUUGCAUGACCGGCCAUCCGCACUAACAGGCUGGAGGGAAGAAAUCAAUUGUGUGUAUUGUCUUUUAUGUGCAAUCACUAGAAGCUCAAUAAUAAGGAGCUUUUCUUAAAAAAAAAAAAAAAAAUCCCUGAAGGGCAAGUGAGAAAAUUGAAACCACUAGCCUAUUCAGGCUGCUGUUUCAAGGCACGAUAUUUAGAUCCCUGUGAUGUUUUGCAUGACUGCGGAGCUUAGUUACUGCCUAUAAUGAUUUAAUUCCUCUGUUUUUACCUUUGCUUAAGGAAAAGGUAAAAACAAAUGCAUUGCAAGCUUUAUUAUUCUAAGAUUCCAAUUUGGAACAAGAAAAAAAGGUCAUGGACAAUUUGUUUAAUUACUGUUUUUCCUCUUUUUAACCGUGAAAGCAUGUCUUAGCAUGCCAUAAUGUUUUUUUUUAAAUAUUUAUUUUUUAUGUCAGGGAAAACAAAAACAAACUUUUUAUGCAGUUAAAAAAAGUUUAAGAGGAUUGUAAUCUGUUUUUUAAGGAACAAAAAGUUAACGCAAACCACUAACCUCCUACAAUAAUUUGUAAAACAAAAUGUUUCAAGAACAUUUUUUCACUUUUGAUGACAUCCAAAACAAUGAAAAAAAAAAAAUAGAUUAGCAGACUUUUUUUUAACCAUUUACCCCUCAGGGCUUCCGUAGGAGGGUUUUUUUUUAUGUGCAUAGGAUUUAAUCGUUUUACCUUGUUUGUAAUCUGUCUUCUGUACAUGUUAAAUGUUAUGGAUGCAAUAUAACUUGAUUUAUGUCUUUAACUUCACACUGGGAUUGUACCUUUUGUCCUCUUCAAUUCACUCAAGCCACGCCUUUAUUACGAGGAAGUGAACAUGACGAAUCUCUACUUCUAAAGGAAUGUUGCCUGUGAAGAUUGUUGGGUGUUUUUUUUUGUAUGCAGAGGACGUGUUUUUAUUCACUACGCUGGUUUAUUGUGUGUACAUGAAAGAUACAAUAUGUGAGAAAAUACUGUAGUGAUUUAGGCUUUACUUCAAUACCUCUGUAUUUCAGGUGGAUACAAUUUGAACUUUUCAUGAGAUCUAUUACUGUGUAAUACUGCUGAAAUGAAUAAAACUUUACUUUGAAAUUU
Labrus mixtus (cuckoo wrasse) is the source of this 1987-nucleotide messenger RNA. It is a transcript of the gene pctp, whose product is annotated as phosphatidylcholine transfer protein. Gene Ontology annotation, molecular function: phosphatidylcholine binding; phosphatidylcholine intramembrane carrier activity. The coding region runs from base 48 to 689 and encodes 213 amino acids. The record is from RefSeq and is a predicted model, not a curated record. NCBI's taxonomy places the organism in Eukaryota, Metazoa, Chordata, Actinopteri, Labriformes, Labridae. The transcript has 7 exons.